This is a messenger RNA of Canariomyces notabilis, 4057 nucleotides long. RefSeq names its product kinesin-domain-containing protein. Gene Ontology annotation, biological process: microtubule-based movement. NCBI's taxonomy places the organism in Eukaryota, Fungi, Ascomycota, Sordariomycetes, Sordariales, Chaetomiaceae. Bases 329 to 3604 code for a protein of 1091 amino acids. The transcript is spliced from 4 exons. The record is from RefSeq and is a predicted model, not a curated record. Gene Ontology annotation, molecular function: microtubule motor activity; microtubule binding; ATP binding.
AAACGAGGAAACGCGGAACGACCAAAACAGUCAAUGCGCCAAUCCCAGAUGAGAAAUUGCACCUCAAACCCCAUCCAAAGCAAGCAACGUCAUUUUCUCCCAUUCUCGAACGACGGAAAGCGGGUUGCUGAUUAUUUUCGAUUCUCAAACCACAUUGUCUCGAUAUUCAGCAAUCGACUGAUACCAACCUAUGAUCCCGUUUCCUGUUGUAUCCCAAGUGUUGACCGGCACGGCGGAUCGGUACUUGCUUUGUUGACUUGCUCUUUUUCCCCGUUUUGACCGAUCGGUGGCCCAAACCUAGAGGUCGACUGCCACCCGAGUCGCCAAAAUGGACCCAAAUGCAUCCUCCAUCACCGUCGCCGUGCGAGUGCGACCGUUUACCAUUCGAGAGGCUGCCCAGCUAGUCAAAAAUGACGACGGCACAGUCUUUCUCGGAGACGGAUCGCUUGCGGCAGCGCCGACCCCCAAGCUACACCAGCGAGGAAUCCGAUCGGUCAUCAAGGUGGUUGACGACAGAUGCCUCGUAUUCGACCCUCCCGAGGACAACCCCGUCCAGAAAUUCUCCCGAUCAGUGGUGCCUUCGGCCGGCAAAAAGGUGAAGGACCAAGUCUUCGCUUUCGACCGCAUCUUUGACGACAAUGCAUCGCAAAUCGACGUCUAUGAGGGCACCACCAAGGGCCUCUUGGAUAGUGUUCUCGAUGGUUACAAUGCUACAGUCUUCGCCUACGGGGCCACGGGAUGCGGCAAGACGCACACAAUUACAGGCACUGCGCAGCAGCCGGGCAUCAUCUUUCUGACAAUGCAGGAGCUGUUCGAGAAGAUUCAAGAGCGCAGCAACGAGAAGACAACAGAGGUCACGCUGUCCUAUCUUGAAAUCUACAACGAGACGAUCCGCGAUCUUCUUGUCCCGGGCGGCAGCAAACAAGGCCUCAUGCUGCGCGAGGACUCGAACCAGGCCGUCACCGUGGCCGGCCUCACCAGCCACCGCCCAAAGGAUGUACAGGAGGUCAUGGACAUGAUAGUGCAGGGAAACGAGUACCGAACCGUGUCGCCAACGGCUGCAAAUGCCGUCUCGUCGCGUUCUCACGCGGUUCUGCAGAUCAACGUUGCGCAGAAAGAUCGAAACGCCGACAUCAACGAGCCGCAUACCAUGGCAACUCUGAGUAUCAUCGACUUGGCGGGCAGCGAGCGCGCGAGCGCUACCAAAAAUCGGGGCGAGCGAUUGCUCGAAGGUGCCAACAUCAACAAGUCCCUGCUCGCGCUGGGGAGCUGCAUCAACGCGCUGUGCGACCCACGGAAGAAGAACCACGUACCGUACCGCAACAGCAAGCUUACCCGCCUGCUCAAGUUUUCUCUGGGCGGAAACUGCAAGACGGUCAUGAUUGUAUGUGUGAGCCCGUCGAGCGAGCACUAUGACGAGACGCAGAACACGCUCCGCUACGCCAAUCGAGCCAAGAACAUUCAGACCAAGGUUACGCGCAACGUCUUUAACGUCAAUAGACACGUCAAGGACUUUUUGGUCAAAAUCGAUGAACAAAUGGCGCUUAUCAACGAGCUCAAGGCGCAACAGAGGGAUGCCGAGAAGAUCUUUUUUGCCAAGUUCAGAAAGCAGACGGAAAAGAAGGACGGCGUGGUGCGCGAGGGCAUUAUGCGGUUGCGCGCUGCUUACGAGAAUGCUGCCUCGGACCGACAGGAGAAGCUCAACCUCAUGAAGAAGCUGAAGGCGAUCGAGCGGCGAAUCAGUCUGCUCUCUGCCUGGAUUGCCGCCUUUGACACGGUUUGCGAUUCCCGAGGUGACGACGAGACUAUGCCCUCGAACCUGUCAGCCAUGCGCAAGACAGCACAUGGUAUUCUGAUCGAGCUGGAGAGCAGCAGGCACCACAUUCACCAGAGGCUAGAGCGAACAAACUGGGAGCGCGCAUUGGACUCGGCGCUUAACCAUAGCAUUGCGCAGCUGCCAACCGGGGAGGGCGCCCUCGAUGGCUCCGAACGGGACACGCUAGCCCGAGAAGCCGAGAUGCUAAAAACCAGCUUCAUGCGAGACGCGUACAGGGAAGUGUUGGAGCAGGACAAGGCCGGUGAUGCGGCCAUGUUACAAGUGCUCCUGACAGCGCAGUUCGACAUCCUAUCCUCUCUGUCCGAGACCCUGAACAUGAGCGAAGAGGAGGCUGUUGCGCACGCCAAGACCAUCAUAAACCGUCUUCUAGAGACUGGCUACUCGGCAGCAUCGCACGUUGUCAAACCCGACGGCUCCAUGAUGCCGGUUGAGCUGUUCCCGCCGACCAAACGUGGGACUCCAAAGCGAAAGAAGUCGCUUAACAUACACUCCAAGCCAAUACCGGCGCCUGGCCUAGCAGCCCUUUCGGCAGCCCAGCAGGUACUCGCCUCUCCAAUAAAAGUGUCACCAAGGCGUCGCAAGCUGGGCACUACCCGCAAGGGCGUUUCAUUCACCCCGGUGAAGAAGAAGCACUCUGUGCGAUGGCGCGAUGACGAAACUGAGGAAGGGACUCUAGCCGACUUUGCUAGGACUCCACAAAAGUUCUCGUCGCCCGCGAAGGCUUCCCCCGAGGAACCUCUUCCGUCGCGUCCUCCAGUGCCGUCGUACCUUAACCACAUGAAUUCGCCCCGGGACUCUAGCCCAACUAUUACCGCACCUGACGUAUCAAUGCUGCCAGUCAGCAAACCGAACCGGUUUCAAGCCGGCUUCCUUUCCAAGACUGCACGGGGCCCACAGCAGAGCAUCGGGAACGGCUCGCCGGUCCCACCAACCUUGUCGAUAAACCUGGCCAACUCCGGAUCCUCAGAUACCGAAGAACCCCGUCCAUCCCCCCUGCGCAGCCUUCCCGUCAGCCGCGCAGCCAACACGCUCUCUCCACCCAAUGCGCGAGCCAGGAGUAUCAGCCCCAAGCCCAACGGCCUGUCGCCCAACCUAGAUGAAAACGAGCCCCCUGAGGCCCCUCGACGGACCUCCCCUUCCUCGCGCCUCCCCCGUCUAUCAUAUGGCUCUGCGUCCGAGUCCGAGUCCCCCAAAGCCACCCACAAUAACAGCACAAUCACAGUCAGCAAGAACAGCAACAACGAUGCGACAAUCGACCCCCUCAAGAUCCGCUCCGCCCUCCAACUGGCCAAACGCCGCGAGAGGCUGUCUCUGAUGUCGGGCACGGCCUCAUCCAAUGCGAAACGCAUCUCGUCAGUCGGCUCCCACCAUCGCGUCUCUGCAAGCUAUUCGGGCGCCAGCAGCGCUUCCACAAACGGCAUCUCCAGACAGAGACGGAGCAGCGGCGGCAGCGCCACGUCGGAGAGACGCCGCUCCCCGCCCAUCAGCUGCAGUCCCCCAACAUCGAUGCGCUCCAUCGGCGGCCAGCUGCAUUCUUGGGAGGGGAAAAGCUUGACCCCCGGCCAGGCGAGGCGCAUGAACUUGGGGGGCAGCUUGCGUGAGCACAGACUGGAGAGGGAGAGGGAGAGGGAGCGGGAAGGUAGUCCGUCUGCUGCUGCUGCUGCUGCUGCUACUGCUGGUGGUGGUCUGGGGGGCAUUAAGGGGUUGGGAUUCAGUGGCGCGGCUAGGAGGAUCACCAUUGGCGCUCCGGCUCCGGGCCCGGUUUGAGCCUUGGGUCUGCUGCUGCGCUAAAUACACGGCCGAGCAUGGUUUGGAGGUCAUGAUAGGUUGGGUGUAGCUUGGCUGGUAGAUUGGGGAGUUUGUUUUGUUUGCUGCGGCUGCUUCCUUUGCAUACCGCGUCGUCUGUUGCUCACGCCAGGCUGCUGCGGUUGGUGUCUCGGUUUUUUCUCCCUCACUUUACUCAUUCCAUCAUCAAAUGGGUUCAUGGGACUUUGCCGGGAUGGGGGUUGCGCUGUACGGGUAGAGUGCAGCGGGUGGUGUUUGGGAUUAGGAUUGCUUUGGUUCAUGUUUGUUUAUUGCAUGUUAAUGUAUCCCUCAACUGUGUACUCUUCUGAGACUGGUUUAACUAAGGUACUUUUCGUGUUGUAGUUUAUAAGGUACCUAGGGAACUUGAUUGCGGCGGGAUAUCCCUAUCCCUUGUUUGUUCAUGGUUUCUGAGAC